Molecule: messenger RNA, 747 nt
Organism: Acanthosepion pharaonis
Lineage: Eukaryota; Metazoa; Mollusca; Cephalopoda; Sepiida; Sepiidae
Source: the annotation of a GenBank genome assembly
AUGCUGUCUUCUUUCUUCGACUCUGUAGUCCUUGUUCUCAUAUAUAUUUUCUUUCUUUCUUUCUUUCUUUCUUUCUUUCUUUCUUUCUUUCUUUCUUUCUUUCUUUCUUUCUUCUGUCGCUUCUCGUUUCUCUGUAUUUCUUUCUUUCUUUCUUUCUUUCUUUCUUUCUUUCUUUCUUUCUUUCUUUCUCAGUAUUCGUUCAUUCAUUUCCUUUUAUUUUUUCAGCUUCUGUCUUAUUUAUUUUCUUUCAUUUCUUUUCCAUCACUCUUUUAUACCAGUCGAACCUAUUCUUGUAUUUUGUUUCUGUUUCGUUCCUUUCUGCCCAAUUUGGUUUCUUUUUUUCCCCUUGGUAUUCAUCGUAUUUUUCUUUCUUUCACCUUUCCUUCUUCUUUAGUUUCUUUCUAUUUCCUCUCUUUCCUUCUGAUUUUCUUCCUUUUCCUAAAUAUAUAUCGUUUUCUUACCAUGAAUAAAUUUAUUGCCCUCACCCUUCUCGUUAAAUUUCUUUUUUUUAUCUUUGCCGUCUUUCUUAUUUUGUUUUUAUUUCUUUCUUUCUUUCUUUCUUUCUUUCUUUCUUUCUUUCUUUCUUUCUUUCUUUCUUAUUUGUCUCGCUUUUGUUUACUUUUUCAUUUUCUAUUUUUCUUUCUUCCUUUUACUAAUUUUCAUUUUUUCUUUCUAUUUUUGUUUCCUUUUUCUUUUUUUCUUUUCUUACAUUUGCUUUUUUUUUUUUUUCUCUCCUACAAUUUAUAA